AUGGUGUUCAAGUUCCGAACCUUCAGCUUCUCCAAUCCCACUGAGGACGACCCAGCACUCCCUAAAAGUUUUUCACUGCAGGAGCUUCAAGACGCGACGCAAAAUUUCAGCCGCGACAUUGUCCUGGGCUGGGGUGGAUUCGGCACGGUUUACCGGGGAUACUUGGCCAAUGGUUGUCAAGUGGCAGUCAAAAGGCCCAGGAAUCUCGCACAGGGGACUGAGAAGCAGUUCAAAACAGAGAUGGGAAGUGUCAAGCUUGAUUUAUAUGCAUCCGAAUGUGCUACGCCUGGGGGCCUUUUGCAGGACCAAGAAAGAGCUUUUACUGGUCUAUCCCCCGAUGGUCAGUAG
Molecule: messenger RNA, 348 nt
Organism: Syzygium oleosum
Lineage: Eukaryota; Viridiplantae; Streptophyta; Magnoliopsida; Myrtales; Myrtaceae
Product: BRASSINOSTEROID INSENSITIVE 1-associated receptor kinase 1-like
Exons: 1
Coding region: 1-348 (115 amino acids)
Molecular function (GO): ATP binding
Source: RefSeq, a predicted model, not a curated record